Messenger RNA from Sinocyclocheilus grahami, 1524 nucleotides. It is a transcript of the gene actr6, whose product is annotated as actin related protein 6. NCBI's taxonomy places the organism in Eukaryota, Metazoa, Chordata, Actinopteri, Cypriniformes, Cyprinidae. The record is from RefSeq and is a predicted model, not a curated record. The coding region runs from base 143 to 1333 and encodes 396 amino acids. The transcript has 11 exons.
UAAGCAUCUGAAGCGUAGAAGAAGACGCCCAUUGAGUGCCAUGUUCAUUUGCCAAAUGUUUACUUAAAAUUCUAAAUUAAAAAUGCGCUUUGCUUGAUCAUUUACCUUAAUACAUUUGUACAAUUCAACUUGUGAUGUUAAAAUGUCAACGCUCGUCUUAGACAAUGGCGCGUACUUCGCUAAAAUCGGGUACAGUCAUGAGAAAGUCAGUGUUAUCCCAAAUUGCCAAUUCCGUUCGAAGACCUCCAGACUGAAAACAUUCACUGCUAAUCAGCUGGAUGAAAUCAAAGAUCCGUCUGGACUCUUCUACAUCCUUCCUUUUCAAAAGGGGUUCCUUGUAAACUGGGAUGUGCAGCGCAAAGUCUGGGAUCAUCUGUUUGGAAAAGAGAUGUUUAAGGUGGACUUUGCAGAUACCAACAUUGUGAUAACAGAACCGUACUUCAACUUCAGCUCAAUUCAGGAAUCCAUGAAUGAGAUUUUAUUUGAAGAAUAUCAGUUCCAGUCAGCACUCAGAAUUAAUGCUGGAUCUUUGAGUUCUCAUCGGUACUUCCAUGAGAAUAACUCCGAGCUGUGUUGCAUUGUGGUGGACAGCGGCUUCUCCUCCACGCACAUUGUUCCCUAUUGCAGAGGAAGAAAGAUGAAGGAGGGCAUUUGCAGGAUAACUGUAGGAGGAAAGCUGCUCACCAACCAUUUGAAGGAGAUCAUUUCAUACAGGCAGCUGCAUGUGAUGGAUGAGACUUAUGUGAUCAAUCAGGUCAAGGAAGAUGUGUGUUAUGUGUCACAAGAUUUCUGCAAGGACAUGGAGAUUGCACAAUUGAAAGGAGAAGAUAAUACAGUUAUGAGAGAAUAUGUGCUGCCGGAUUUCAGCUCUAUCAAAAAGGGAUUUUGCAAGCCUAGAGAGGAGAUGAAUUUUACUGGCAAAUAUAAAACUGGGGAUCAGAUUUUGCGGCUCACCAAUGAGAGGUUUGCAGUGCCAGAGAUGCUCUUUCACCCCUCUGACAUUGGCAUUCAGGAGAUGGGCAUACCUGAAGCUUUGGUCAACUCCAUUAACAACAUGCCAGAAGAGAUGCAGCCCCACUUCUACAAGAACAUUGUUCUUACUGGCGGCAACACCUUGUUCCCUGGAUACAGAGAUCGGGUUUACAAAGAGGUCCGGGCACUCGCUCCUGUAGAAUAUGAAGUUUCUGUCGUUCUGCCACAGAAUCCUAUUUGUUACCCUUGGGAAGGAGGAAAGUUAUUGGCUGAAAACCCUGACUUUGAAGAGAUGGUGGUCACGCGAGAGGAUUAUGAGGAAAAUGGACACUAUGUAUGCGAGGAGAAGUUUGAUGUUUAACCUGCACAUGAAUUGUCUGUCAUUUUGCACAGAAAAUGUGAACCCUGUAUGUGUUGUAUGAAAACUAAGCUGUACAUUACACUCAAUAUUACUCAAGUCAACAUACCUUUUGACUUUAAAUGUCAUAAUUUUGUUGUUCCCCCCCUUUUUAUAGAACUCUUUGUAUAUGCAUUAUAUUAAAAUAAUGUGAA